Molecule: messenger RNA, 1097 nt
Organism: Haliaeetus leucocephalus (bald eagle)
Lineage: Eukaryota; Metazoa; Chordata; Aves; Accipitriformes; Accipitridae
Gene: CCNY
Product: cyclin Y
Exons: 10
Coding region: 1-1026 (341 amino acids)
Biological process (GO): regulation of canonical Wnt signaling pathway; regulation of cyclin-dependent protein serine/threonine kinase activity
Cellular component (GO): plasma membrane; cytoplasmic cyclin-dependent protein kinase holoenzyme complex
Molecular function (GO): cyclin-dependent protein serine/threonine kinase activator activity; protein kinase binding
Source: RefSeq, a predicted model, not a curated record
AUGGGGAACACCACCUCCUGCUGCGUCUCCUCCAGCCCCAAGCUGCGCAGGAAUGCCCACUCCCGGCUGGAGUCCUACCGCCCCGAGGCCGAGCUGAGCCGGGAGGACACGGGCUGCAACCUGCAGCACAUCAGCGACCGGGAGAACAUCGACGAUUUGAACAUGGAAUUCAACCCAUCAGAUCAUCCACGAGCCAGUACGAUAUUUCUCAGUAAAUCACAAACAGAUGUGAGAGAAAAACGCAAGAGUCUCUAUAUAAACCACCAUCCUCCUGGGCAAUUGAGAAGGAAGUACAGUUCCUGCUCCACUAUUUUCCUGGAUGACAGCACAGUCAGUCAACCAAACCUCAAGUAUACCAUCAAAUGUGUAGCUCUUGCAAUAUAUUACCACAUCAAAAACAGGGACACAGACGGAAGAAUGCUCUUAGAUAUUUUUGAUGAAAACCUUCAUCCCCUUUCGAAAUCCGAAGUGCCACCAGACUACGACAAACAUGACCCAGAGCAGAAACAGAUUUACCGCUUUGUUCGGACGUUGUUCAGUGCUGCUCAACUGACUGCUGAAUGUGCCAUUGUCACCCUGGUGUAUCUUGAAAGACUUUUAACUUAUGCAGAGAUAGAUAUUUGUCCAGCAAACUGGAAGCGAAUUGUACUGGGUGCAAUUCUACUGGCAUCCAAAGUUUGGGACGACCAGGCAGUGUGGAACGUGGAUUACUGCCAGAUCCUGAAAGAUAUCACUGUCGAAGACAUGAAUGAGCUGGAACGCCAAUUUCUUGAGCUGUUGCAGUUUAAUAUUAAUGUUCCCUCCAGUGUUUAUGCCAAGUAUUAUUUUGAUUUGCGUUACCUGGCAGAAGCGAAUAACCUGAGUUUUCCUUUGGAGCCCCUCAGCAGGGACAGGGCAUAUAAACUUGAGGCCAUUUCCCGCUUGUGUGAAGAUAAAUAUAAGGACUUCAGGAAAGCCGCAAAGAAACGGUCAGUCAGUGCUGACAAUCUGACUGUGGUUAGAUGGUCCCCUGCUAUUAUCUCCUAACAGAGGAGACUGGAAUAUUCCUACGGACAUACUGUUUCAUCCAUCCAUUUUUUUGGGGGGUGGGCUGGGGG